UUCGAAUUCCGGUUUCCGAAAUGUUGCCUCUAUCUAUUAAAGAUGAUGAAUAUAAACCUCCCAAAUUCAACUUGGCUCGUAAAGUGUCUGGCUGGAUCAGAUCCAUUUUCUCCGACUCUACAUCAAGGAACCUUUUUUGUUUUCUCUGUCUGAAUUUGUCCUUUGCAUUCGUGGAGCUUUUCUAUGGAAUUUGGAGCAACAGCCUGGGUUUGAUCUCUGAUUCCUUCCAUAUGUUCUUUGAUUGCACUGCAUUGUUGGCUGGCCUGGCAGCUUCUGUAAUCUCUCGGUGGAAAACAAAUGAGGCUUUUUCAUAUGGGUAUGUUCGCGCAGAAGUACUGGCUGGCUUUGUGAAUGGACUAUUUCUUAUCUUUACAGCCUUUUUCAUCUUUUCUGAGGGGGUUGAAAGAGCCCUUGACACACCAGAAGUCCAUCAUGAACGUCUGCUUCCAGUUUCCAUAAUGGGAUUACUUGUGAACAUUAUUGGCAUAUUUGUGUUCCAGCAUGGUGGAGGACAUGGGCACUCACAUGAAUCUGGCCAUGGACAUAGCCAUUCACUUUUUAAUGGAGCUGUUAGUCAUGGGCACAGCCAUGGAGGGGGACAUGGGCAUAGCCACGAAGGGGGACAUGGACACAGCCAUAGCCAAGGAGUGGGGCAUGGACACAGCCACGAUCACAGUCCUAAACAUGGCUAUGGCAGUUCUUUUCAUGAUGAGCCACCAGAGGAGCAUAAAGGAUCCAGUAAACAGAUUUUAGAAGGUGUAUUUUUGCACAUUGUUGCUGACACUCUGGGCAGUGUUGGGGUGAUUUUUUCCACCAUCCUGAUGCAGCGAUAUGGACUGAUGAUUGCAGAUCCUAUUUGUUCCAUGCUCAUAGCCCUUCUUAUUUUUGUAAGUGUUAUACCUCUUCUUAAGCAAUCCAUUGGUAUCCUGAUGCAGCGGACUCCACCUGCCCUGGACCAUGUCCUCCCUCAGUGUUAUCAGCGGGUGCAACAGUUACAGGGUGUCUACCACCUACAAGAGCCGCACUUCUGGACUCUCUGCACGGACGUCUAUAUAGGCACACUGAAGCUAGUCAUUGGACCAGAAGCUGAUGCCCGCUGGAUCUUGAGCCAGACUCACAACAUCUUUACACAGGCUGGUGUCAGACAACUGUAUGUACAGAUCGACUUUGCGGCUAUUUAACCCACCAGAUGGCUUCGCGGGACCAAAGUGCAGUACAGAACACUAGGAUCUUCUCCUCUUAUGCGAUCCAGCAAAGUAGGGGUGCAGCCAUUGGGACCAAAUCUUGUAUGACUCCUCUAUGAGGAGCAGCCUCCAGUGCUUGAGGCCAUGCCAUCUUUUGUAAAACUCCCUUUUGUACAGAGAUCUGACCAAGUCUCAGUUGUUGCCUUUUUUUUUUUUUUUUUAAACAUCUGCAGAACCCAUCACCGGCUCUCCCAGACUGAGAUCUGCAGCAAAAAAGAACUGUAUUGAUCAUGACCACGUUCUCUCAGUUACUGUACCAGCACUUUACCUCAGUGACACCAUUUGUGUCAGUGAGUUCAGAUUAGCAUCAGAUUAGGAAAUAAUUGUAGUGCAAAAAUGUGAUCCUCCUGCCAAAGGCUGCUUCAGCCCACCAAAAAGGGCUGGCAGUUUUUUUUUUUAAUAUAUAUAUAUAAAGUCAGCUUGUGAAUCUCACCAGUGUUAUACAGAGAUGUGCCAGCUUUGUUCUUUUGAAAUGAAGCAAAGAAGAUCCAUUGUGGGGUUUGUACUGACCCUUGAAGGUAGUAUGGGACCUGCAAAUCCCUUGUUCUAAUUAAGUGCCUUUCCUCAUCUUGGCUGGCCCUGUCCUGCCUACUACAGCUCAGCCAGAGAUUCCAAGUGCUUUUGAUUUUUAUAUAUAUAUAUAUAUAUAUAUAUAUAUAUUCCAAGUACCAUGUGAAUGAUUUGCUGCUGUUGAAGCCCAUACACCUCAAAGUCAUUGGAUUACUGGUGUAAAAUUGAAAUAUGAAAUGACAUCCACAAAAUAACUUUACCAGUAAGUAAAAAUAUAAAAAAAAAAUGUAAUCUAUUUCCUCUGAACCAUUUAAUAUGAAGAAGACAUUACAAAGGCCAUCUUGCACAAUGAGCUUUCAGUGCAUCUUAACUGUGAAUGUCUGGAAUUCUCUGAGGAGCUACACAAGAGCCAGAACUCUUUUAACUGGAAACAAAACUGUCUGUUAGGAUGAUUUUAGCCAUAGCCACUACUUGUGUUUUCCUAUCUAUAUAUUUGUUUUGUUUUUUUCUUCAUUUUUUUUUAAUCAAUUUUUUUUUAUCCUGUUCAAUGGAAAGGCUUUUAUAUGAAGGUACUGCAGACGGUUGGAACACAGUAAGCAGGGAGAAUAUUUCAGUAUUUUACUUACUGCACAAACUACAGGAGUAAAAUUUUGCUUUUGUGUGCAGCGAUCUAUAUUAUAUUGAUUUUAAAUUAGGAAACAAAUAGCAGGUUCAGUGGAGUAUAUUUGAUUAGCAUUGACAUGACGCAAAGAUGUUGGUGUGUAGCAAGCUGUAAAACCUUAAAGGAGAACUAAAGCUUAACUAAAAAAGUAGCUAGAAAUGUUGUACAUUAUGUUUUGGGCUUCUGUACCAGCCCAAGGCAACCACAGCCCUUUAGCAGUAAAGAACUGUGUCUCUGAAGAUGCCCCAGUAGCUCCCCAUCUUCUUUUCUGUUGAUUCACUGCACAUGCUCUGUGCUGCUGUCACUUACUGAGCUUAGGGGCCGACUCACAAUAUAUAGAAUAGAAAUGUCACAAUAUAAGGCUGAUAAGUAAUUAAUACAGAUAAUUACUACAUGGCAGCACAUAAAGCAGUACAACUAGCAUCAGAAUUUAAUAAUCGGACUUAUAGCAUCAGUGUAUAUUACAGACAAACCUCAUUUUCUGCUUGAUAUUUUGCGACGACCCCUAAACUAAGCUUCUUAACUCACAGCCCACUGAGCAUGUGAGUGUCACAGACACUUUCCAAGAUGGUGACCCCCUGUUACAAGUUUGAAGUCCUAGAUCAUUGCUGCUAUUGACAAGCUGAAACUUUAGGCUGGUACAAUACGUUCUGUAUAUAAAAUAUGGCAUUUUUAGCCAUUUUCAUUUUUAGGGUUUAGUUCUCCUUCAAACACAAGUCUGUCCAAUUGAUUAGGUUGUCCUGAAUGAUGUGGAGCUAGCUCCAUUUGAGCUUUGUUCAGCUGCUAUGCGCAACAGGGAAGGUGAGCCCCCACUAUGCCAUGCUGAUAACAGGAAUACAUCCAGCCUGGGGCCAGGCCAAUAUGGCAGGUAGACUACAGCAAGACAAGCAUAUAUCAGCCUUGGAGUAUUUGUGUCUCGUUCAGGCCAACAGACAGAAGAGAGGGGUCUGCAUUGACCUAAUUUGGGAUUCACCUACCAGUUCAACCUCCACCAUAACUUCCCAAACAACAGGUUUUACUCACAGGAGCAAGUUCCAUUAGCUGGCACCAUGCUGGGCAGGGUAUUGACACUGAGAAUAUGGCCUAGACAAGAAACCAGGUAGGUUUCACAGAUCUAAUAUCCCCAGCAUGCAUUGCUUUCAUCCAAAGAGAAGUUCAGUUUGCCCAUCAAUCACUUUCUUGUUACAUAGGCCUGAGAAUUACUCACUGAGGGGCAAAUUGGAAGGGAAACAACAUUAUGAUUUUAACUUUAACAAAUAAAAAGUGCUGGAAUUUGACUAUUUUUUUUUGUUUAUUGCCCAAUUUUAUUCAUAAAUAAUAAAAUACAAGUUUUUUUUAA
Xenopus laevis (African clawed frog) is the source of this 3754-nucleotide messenger RNA. RefSeq names its product solute carrier family 30 (zinc transporter), member 7 S homeolog (gene slc30a7.S). NCBI's taxonomy places the organism in Eukaryota, Metazoa, Chordata, Amphibia, Anura, Pipidae. Gene Ontology annotation, molecular function: metal ion transmembrane transporter activity; zinc ion transmembrane transporter activity; monoatomic cation transmembrane transporter activity. Gene Ontology annotation, biological process: zinc ion import into Golgi lumen; transmembrane transport; intracellular zinc ion homeostasis. Gene Ontology annotation, cellular component: sarcoplasmic reticulum; membrane; Golgi membrane. The record is from RefSeq and is marked provisional.